CUCUCCUAAAUCUUCCUUCCAGAUGACCCCAGACUCUUUCGUCUACAAAACAAGUUUGUUCUACAAACCUGCUCCUUCUGGUAACAUGGUCAUCGUAAGGACCAACCCGGCGGUGGUUCCUAUUGAGUGUCACUAUCCCAGGAAGAGCAACGUGAGCGGCAAUGCUGUCCGGCCCACGUGGGCUCCCUUCCACUCCACCCUGUCGGCGGAGGAGAAGCUGAUGUUCUCCCUGCGCCUCAUGAAUGAUGACUGGAGCGCCGAGAGACUCUCCAAUGGCUUCCAGCUGGGGGAAAGCCUGCACCUCCAGGCUGACGUUGCUUCGGGAGACCAUGUACCGCUAAGGCUUUUUGUGGAUGACUGUGUUGCUACCCUGAGUCCAGACAGGAACUCCUCUCCCCGAUAUGCCUUGAUUGACCUCAGCGGGUGCUUGGUGGAUGGGAGGUCAGAUGACACCACUUCAGCCUUCAUCUCUCCGAGGCCGAGGCAGGAAACGCUGCAGUUCAUGGUUGAUGCAUUCAAGUUUGCAGGAGAUGACAGAAACAUGAUCUACAUCACCUGCCACCUGAAGGUCUCCCCUGCUGACCAAGCCCCAAAUCCCAGCCCAGAGAAGAAGCCUUACAGGUAAUUCUGUUUCAGUUGGGCUCCGGUGGAGGGUACUGGAGACAUCUGCAGCUGCUGUGAGACCGGCAACUGUCCAUCGUAUGGAGGAUACUCCCGGAGAAUUAACCCUCCGGCCAGAUGGCCAAGGAGGCGCUUGAAGAGAGACAUCUCUUCCAAGCAAGAUGGUUCUUCAAAGGCAGCAGAGGCUGAAGUGUCAGUUGGACCACUAUUAAUCCUUGAUCCGGCUCAGGGAUUAUGGAGUUCCUCGGGAGGUCUCGCACCAGCGGGGAAGACACUACAUGGUGCUGCUGGAGGACUUCCUAUGCCGGUCCAAGUUGCCAUGCUGACAGCAGCCACUGUGCUGAGCUUAACUGCUCUGGGACUGUUUCUUGUGUGCAGAAAAUGUAGCUGCUCUCCUGGGGUGUCACUGUAA
Phaethon lepturus (White-tailed tropicbird) is the source of this 1033-nucleotide messenger RNA. RefSeq names its product zona pellucida sperm-binding protein 3-like. The record is from RefSeq and is a predicted model, not a curated record. NCBI's taxonomy places the organism in Eukaryota, Metazoa, Chordata, Aves, Phaethontiformes, Phaethontidae. Gene Ontology annotation, molecular function: acrosin binding. The annotation marks the transcript as partial. The transcript is spliced from 8 exons. Gene Ontology annotation, cellular component: extracellular matrix. Gene Ontology annotation, biological process: binding of sperm to zona pellucida; positive regulation of acrosome reaction; egg coat formation.